This is a messenger RNA of Podarcis lilfordi (Lilford's wall lizard), 20162 nucleotides long. The record is from the annotation of a GenBank genome assembly. Lineage: Eukaryota; Metazoa; Chordata; Lepidosauria; Squamata; Lacertidae.
GACACAACUGACAGAAUCCUCUGUGGGUGGUUGAAGUUUUCUGUGGCUGGGUAAGUUACAUUUCAACUUGCUCUCUCUCGUCUCCACUCUUCACAGUUAGCAGUCCUUUCUAGUUCUGACCCAACCUUCCAUACCUCUGUAAAGUAGUACCCCCCCCCCUUUUUAAGAAGAGGAUUCAGAAUAUCAGUGUUUCUACAGCUCCACCUCCCAAUGUUUUAUGUUGGAAUUUGUAUUGGUGAAAUAAGGAAUCCUGCACAUCCUCUGAAAGAAGUUAAUAUUUAGCAAAGUCUGGGGAUAUUCUCCUGGUGAUAGAGAGGUUCUGGGGUGAGGCUGCCACAAAUUAAACUCUCUGCUCCAAACUCCCCCAUCAUAUAAGCCUGUACCUUGAACCCUAGACUGUUCUUCAGACAGCCUGCCAAGCCAAAUUGGGAUCUCUGCACCAGCUGAAGUUUUUGAACAGUGCAUUAAGCCAUGUAGUUGUGAGAUUUGAAAGCCAAGAAAUGCUUAAGGGAUCUUACCAUAACUGCUCUCUUCCUUUUCUAGAGUCUCAGGGUAAUUCCAUACAGCAGUUUAUUGUGGACUCAAUGCUGCUUUUGCAUGGAAAGCUUGUAAAGUGUCUACAUUAUACUAUUGCCAAAAUGCUACCCCAUAUUAUUUCCGCAUUUAAUUUACAUUUAUUGUUUCAAUGAAAAAUCCAGUAACUGAAUGAAUAAAAACUCACAGCAACAGUAAAUCUGGAUUAAAUGGAGAGGGGGAAAUGGCAUUGUAUUUUGAUGAGGAUGAUUGUGUGUGGAUGCUGGGAGAAAUUAACUAAUAAAUAAUUUGAAUCCACAAUAAGAUGCCAUGGGGAAGUGCCCUCAGUCUCCCUUGAAGGGAACAACUUUGAAGGUGGGAUUCAGAUGAUAUUUGUGGGGGGAGGGAGUGUUCUUUACUGGGUUUUUGUGAAGUGAUGAGGGGUCUUCUUUCGUCACUUCUAUUUACCGUACAUAAACAUUAAAAGCAAGGACAAGCCAGUUUUAUGUGAAAUUUGACAGCUCUGUUGCUAUAGGCUUUGAAAAGGUGCUAUUUGUCUCACUAUCUGCUCUGGAGAAGGAAAGAUAAAUGUGAACAUUGCCACCUCAUAAAAAGCCAGUAAAUUUCCACACCCAAAAGUGCCAACCCACCUGAACAUUGCCCUCCCUCCUGAUCUUCAGAAGGGUUUUCACCCACACCCACUCCUAAAAUCUCUUAAAUUGGGCUAGACUGAACAUUCAGCCCAGCCCAACUUAUAACCCAACAGCAGGUUCCUUCCUGCCCAUUUGGCAUCAGUGCUAUUUAGUAACAGGAGAUGAGUGACUGAAUGGUUUCCUCUUAUUUCAUCAAGUAGCUGUUUGUUGCUCUAAAGUAACUGGAGAAAAGCAUAAGCAACAGGAAACAAGAGGUGCUUUUGUUCUCACUGUAUUCAGGACCCUCUGCUAUUGCUUCCUUAUUUUGAGCAUCAGUUAAGAAGAGGAGAUGAACAUCUUUCCACCUAGGACGGUAAGCAAUAUCUACCUUACAAUCAGCAGUGCCUGAUGGUUUCUGCUCCAAGCGAAAAUAAGUUCUACUCAGUAACAGUCCUCUAAUUCUAAUGCAUGCUAAGCUACAAGCAAUAAUGGGUUCUUCUGUACUUUUCUUUGCUAUGCCUCAAACAUGGCAAGGGGAAGUUAGGACCAAAGCAUCUCAGAUUAUCUAAGAAAGGGUGGGUCCAUUUAGAUAUAAUGCAGAAUGAUGUAUUGAGAAGCUUGAAGGCUGAAGAGAGGGAAGCCAGAUUCUCUCUCCCUCUUUUAAUAAUGCAAGAAAAAACAAAACUCUGCUAUCUGGUCCAAUGGAUUAAUAUUUCAAUUCCAGGGAGGUUAUCUUGUCACUUGGGGGAAGGGACAUAGUUCAGUGGUUGACCAUCUGUAUUGUAUGCAGUAGCUCCCAGCUUCAAUCUCUAGGGUCUCCAGGUAGGGCUGUGAAACUUUUCUGUCUGCAACUGGCCACCAGUGGAGACAAUGCUGAAACUAGAUAGUCCAAUGGUCCAAUUAAGUAUAAAGUUCUGAAUUGGACCAUUGGAAGGAAGGAGGAAGUGCAGGGAAUGUACAAGACGGCAGCUCACUAACACAAGGCCAACUGAUGUAUCUGAACUAGCCCAGUUUGGUUUGACUUAAUCCACUGAUGAGACCGUUAUACUGGCCUGAGAAACUAGAGCCACUGAAACAAUUUCCCCAAGUGAUGGUUUGGUUUUCAUAGUCAAAAGAUGGCGUCAUUGCAUUUUCCUAGCAUGAGAAACCUCCCCCCCCCCCAUUUCAUUUCUCAGCAGGAAAAAUCUGAAGUCCGGAUCAUUCAAACCCUCACACAGGGUGAACAAGCAGCUGUUGCUUCUAGAAAAGAAACGGUGAAGAAAUGCCUUGCCAAGCUUGGGAUUCCACAUGAUGUGGUAGGGUUUCAUUUAUUAUUAGUAAUAACAAUUAAUUAUAAUGAUAAAACAGAAGCUUAAUCAGGCUGUGUAAAACAAGUAUGCUUUGGGUAUUGAAAACACACACUUUAUUUUUUCAUUCCUUGAUUAAACAGAGAUUUGUUAAGUCCCCUCCCUUUUCUUCCACCAGGACAAAACCCCAAAUAUUGCUGUCCUGGGGUCAGGAGGAGGACUGAGGGCCAUGAUUGCCCUUUAUGGGACAUUGACAGAGCUGAAGAAAUAUGAUCUCCUGGAGUGUAUUAUGUACUUGGUUGGGGUAUCAGGUUCAACCUGGUAAGUGAAUGUAAAUGGUUAAUGAGAAAAGCAAGCUGUGGCAUGUGGUAGAAGCUGCAAUCUCUGGCAGCAACACCUUAUCACAACUGAUAAAAAUCUCUGUGCCAUCAGCAUUUACAAGAUCAAACUCAGCCCAUGGCAGCAAGGCAAAAGCAACAUGCCUAACAAAGCUACAUUUUUCACCGGGCUCAGUUGGUAAUGACAAGAGGUUGUAAUUCACAUGUUAAAUUACAGAAAAUACAGCUACCCCACAACACAGUCUCAUUUUAGGCUCUAUUCAUGGGCAAAGGAUCUUGGAAAUGCAAAAUAUAUAGUCUUCACAAAUCAUUUGUGCAAGACAAAGGGCACACACACUUCUCCACAAGAAAGAGUGGGUGGUGUUGGCAUAGUGAAAAAAAUAGUUUUCACUAUCCUGGCAUAUAGAGAGUCAUUUUACAGAAACAUCCUGCAACACAGAGAAAUAAUAAGGAUGUCACAUUGGUAAGCAAUUAUUACACCAAAGAAUACCUUUUCUCAUGUUCUGGUGCAUACAGUGGUACCUUGGUUUGUGAACAGCCUAGUUUACGACCAUUUUGGAUUACAACCAAUUCAAACCUGGAAGUGCGCGUCCUAGUUUGUGAACUUUUUUGGAUUAUGAGCUGGGUUUUUUUGGGAUUACGAACAACUUUUUUGGCCCCAUUGGCAAAAGUGCGCCUUGGGUUACGACCUGUUUUGGUUUAUGAAUGGACCUCCAGAACGGAUUAUGGUUGUAAACCAAGGUACCACUGUAUGUCUUGUCAGUGAAUGGAGAGGAGUGUGAUCACAUGCAUUGACUCUGAUGUCUGACUUCUGCACACUGAACAGAAUGGGCUUUAUGUGAGUAGAGCUCGAUACAUGGAGGCUGGAGCUAGGGCCAGUUGCCAUGAUAUAUGGUUUUAUUGACUGUGUGGGACCAAAGGAACUUAGGGACUCUUCAACUGUUACUAUAUUGUACACUUACUCUUUAUCACAUAUGAAUGAACACUGUAGACUUGGAAUUUUUAAUCCCAGCUGAUUGCAAUGUAACUUCUUUUAUCACUCAUGAAAGUUCAUUCAAGUGUGUGUCUGGUUGCAUGUAAACUCCAAGCUGAAACUAAAAAGGAAGAGAGUUGUUAAAGCUUCUGACCUGCAGAGAACAUUCUUCAUUUGCUAGUCCUUCGAGUAUUUUCAAAAUUAGCAGGUAGUCGUGUUGGUCUGACACAGUCAAAAUAUAUGAAAAAAUAAAAAAAAUGCCCAGUAGCACCUUAGAGUAACGGACAGUUAUAUAGAUAGAUAAAUAGAUAGAUAGAUGAUAGAUAGAUAUAGAUAGACGUGGGUGGCGCUGUGGGUUAAAACACAGAGCCUAGGACUUGCCGAUCAGAAGGUCUGUGGUUCGCAUCCCCGCGAUGGGGUGAGCUCUCAUUGCUCAGUCCCAGCUCCUGCCAACCUAGCAGUUUGAAAGCACAUCAAAGUGCAAGUAGAUAAAUAGGUACCGCUCCGGCGGGAAGGUAAACGGUGUUUCCGUGCGCUGCUCUGGUUCUCCAGAAGCGGCUUAGUCAUGCUGGCCACAUGACCCGGAAGCUGUAUGCUGGCUCCCUCAGCCAAUAAAGCGAGAUGAGCACUGCAGCCCCAGAGUCGGUCACGACUGGACCUAAUGGUCAGGGGUCCCUUUACCUUAUAUAUCUUUCAAAAUAGGAUUGUGUCUGAAAUCCAUUGCUCCUUCACAUUGUUUCAAACAUAUUGUUGCAUGUCAAUCCAAUCUCUGAGAGGUACAAAAUCCCAGGGAUUCCAGAAGCUUAUUAUUCAGGGUUUGUGUUUCCUUUGGAAUGAGGUGCAGUCAAAACUGUGGUGUCUUUAGGAUAUAUGGUUUAUUUACACACACAUAUAUAACCAUCCCUCACAAUGGAGGGGUUUACAGCAUUGACAUCCCCAAAAGGGUCUUGCUUCUCCCAUAGCUGCAGCGUUCUAUUCCAACAGAAAUCAGGCAUGGGUCUAUCUCUCCCAGCUGCCAAGCUUCUAGCACACAUCACUCAAGUCUCAACUCUGCCUUUAUCUUUCUAUGUACCAGCAGGUUGAGGAAGGGGCCCCCACCCAUUUGUUAUCUGACCCAGAGCCACUUUUUUGUUAUCUUAAUGGCUCAUACUUAGAGGGCCAUUACCUCACCAGGAAGCUAGCCUGCCUAGUCCAGGAAUUGAAUCCAUGCUGGAUCCAGGAAUUAGACGGGGCCCCCAGAUAUACAGCCUACAUCCCCUCCACAAACUCAUCAUAAUAUUUAUAUUGUUCCAUGAAAAGGUGCAUGUCAGCUCUCUACAAAAAUGAAGACUGGGCUGAAAAAGUAGAGGCCUUGGAAAAACUUCAGAAGGAAACACUUGUAAAUGGCAAAUGGGAUUUGAAGAAGGCAACAGAAGCUGCAUUGGAGGCCUCAAAAGAUGAACAUUACUCCUUGACUGAUUUCUGGUCCUAUUUUAUUGUGUAUAAAAUGCUAAAGGAGGUAGGUGGAGAUUUUUUAAAAAGGUUUUUUAAAACCACAUGAGACCUAAACUGAACAAGAAUAUAAAGAAAGUUAGCAGUUACCAAAAGUGACCAGGACAGUAUUUUUCCCCUCAAGGCCCUGCCAUUAUCUCUUAUAUAUAAUUUGAAACAUAUAAAUCCAUUCAUAUAUUCAGAAGCACUAAAAUUAGGUAGGUAAUUUUGUUUUCAUCUCUGGAUUAUUAUGUGGUAAAGUGUUGUCUGGAGCUAGACAGGAAGGGUUUGAAGAAGAGAUUUUGCCUGCAAGUUGGCCAACCAUGAUCUGAUGCACCCCUGGGAAGAAAGAAUGUGAGUCAAGUGUGGGUUGGUGUCAGGAACCACUGACCACGUCCCUAUGUGGCAAGCAGUGUCAUUAUAGCUUCUUAAUCUAGAACCAUGUGGAUUCACUCUCUACUCAGAGUGGCCAGUAACCUUAUAAAAAUUCUUCAGCAUUUUAAUGCAGAUUUCUCCUAAUAAACACACGUUUGUAUGCAGUUUUGACUAAUGCAUACAUUUUUGCAAGCAAUGCAUCCUAAUACCAUGCAUUCUGCAUGAUAUUUUCACUUAUAUAUAUUCAUUUUACUGUACACUUCUACCUAAUAUAUGCAUUUUUGUGAACAUUUGUUAUCGAAGAGGUGCAUUGCAAAAUUCGGACAAGUGUGAAUUUUUUGUGUGUGGUUUGGUUCUCAACUUGCACUCAGAAAGUGCAGAUUUGAUCAAUUCGUCUUCAAAUGCAAACUGAAUCAAAUUUCUCCCCCAUCCCUGAAUGUUACACACAAGUAAACCCUGACAGCUGGGGAACAGGUAGAGUAGUAAAGUCAAUUAACUAAACCCAUGUCUUUUCAGCUUGAUGAACGCAACUUGACUGAACACAAGAGAUCAUGUGAGAAUGGGAAAAAUCCUUAUCCCAUCUAUGCAGCUGUGGACAAGCACAGAUACGAAGGACACCACGUAGGUAAUAACAUGACAAUAUCAUUUUCUCUUAUUAUUUUCUCCCAUCCAUUGGCAUCAUUCACUAAGGCCUUUCUCCACAUGCCUCCCCCUACGGUGUUAGCCAGCUGGCUACCAGUGAGUGCCAAAAGUCUGCCAGCUUACCCAGGACCACAUCAGAUUUGAUUUUAAAAUGAGCUGAUCCAUCUCCCUCCCUGUCAAAAUAAAGAAGUAAAUCAAUCAAUCAAGACUAGCAACAAAACCAAUUCAAAUUUUCCAGAGGGCAGCUCUUCAAUAUACCAGCAUGGGCAAAGCAAUCAAGAUGACCUUGUCUGUGAGGUUACAUUGAAGAGCUGUCCCUGGGGAAACUGAGAAUGGUUACCAAAAGAGGGACGACUUUGCAGCCCCAAGGGUUACACUCUGAUUGCUGUGUAUUUCUGUGGGUAGAACUACCCACCCUGAUACUGAAACAUUAGCAAGUUCAUCUGAGCAAUUGGAUAUUAGCACGUCCCUGCUUGCCCAAAGAAUUUCAUGGUUAUUGCUGACUUCCUUUCAACUUCACUUCAAAAUCCCUCCAAGUGUUUCCCCUGCACAGGGCCUUCCAAAUCGCUUUGCAUUCUGCUUUAGAUGGAAUUUCUUGGCAGCUCUUUCUUUGCUGAUUUGUUUCCCAUUCAUUUGUCUUCUGGGCAUUCUGUUCUCAUUAGCACUUUGGGAUUUUCUUCUCAUCUCUCUCUCUCUCUCUCUAACUUUCUUUUAUCUUCUUUCCUCCCAGGCAGCUGGUUUGAAUUUACCCCACACGAUGCAGGGGCUCCUGGCGUAGGUGGGGGUCACAGUACAGCAGGAUAUGUCGAAACCAAACUCUUUGGGAGUCUGUUUAGAAAUGGAGAACUGAGCAAGAAGAAAAAGGAGAAAGAUAUUACCUACCUUCAAGGUUUGCCAACCUAGUUUUGCUUAUUUGAAGCCUGUCGUUCUCAGAAUGCCAAGUAGAAUAACCUCCUCUGAACCAGUGGUGGCUGGAACAGGUGAGGUGGAGGGCAGGGGCACCAGCUGUAAAUGAAGCUAGACCCAAUGACAGUCAGACUACCACCCAAUUGGUGGCAAGACAGAAGGAGCUGGGGGCAGGUUGGGUAUAGUUUGAGGUUGAUGGACAGUGCUCCAUUCAUGCUAAUGGACCAGCCUCCUCUGCUCUGAAGGUAUUCAAAGAUGCACAAGAAGCAACUUCACAUCAAGUCCAUUUGGCUUCAUGCUGUUUCAGCUCAGUACUAUCUCUUCUAGCAAUCUGGGCCCCAGACAUCACAGGCUUACAACUCCCAUUAUCCCCAAACAUUGCCUAUGCUUAUUUUGGCUAGUGGCUAGUGAGAGUUCUUUCUGUGAUGAUCUGGAUGGUCAGAGGUUUCCCAUCCCUGGUUUAUACUGAUUGGCUACAGCUCGCCAACAUUUCAGACAGGAGUCUUUCCACCCUCAGCUUUACCUGGAGACAGCAAGGAUUGAAAUUGGGAUAGUCUGUAUGCAAAACAUGUGCCAUGGCCCUUCCUCUCUUUUUGCAAGAUCAAAGAAUAGAGUGGGUGUGUGAUCAGUUGAGAGGUUUAGCAGUGGAAUUCUAUCCAUGCUUACUCAGAAGUGAGUUCAUCUGGAACUUGCUAGGGACUGUGUUUAGAACUGCAGCCUUAACAUGCAUAUUUACAACACUGUAGUGUUGAAACCAUCUAGGUUUAUGGGGUACAUAAGAGGAGUUCAUGCACCAACAUGUCCUGGAGCAGACAAGAUGGGAAAAUGUAUAACCAAGGAGACUAUGAUGUGUGCAUUGCUAUCUUUAUAAUUUUUCAAAGGAUGGAGCCAUUUCAAACAUGGCUAGUUAAAUGCUAUAUGAGCUUUAAACAUCAGGUUUGGACAUUUAUACUUACACCAAAGACCAGUGCUUUUUUCUGGGGGGAAGCUGGGGUACGCAUACGCCUAAACAUUUUGCGAAUCUAAGUUUGGCUCCAUUGAGGGGCAGUAUUUCAAUAUGAGUAGGAAAAUUAGAGUACCCCUAAACAUUUUUUUAGGGGAAAAAAGACUGCCAAAGACUGUUAAAAAGCCAUCUCUUCCUGAUUUUCAGGUUUAUGGGGAAGUGCUCUUGCAAGCGAGCGAGAAAUUAAGAAGGAAAUCCUUGGUAAGUUGCUACAUUUUUGCCUCUGUUGCUCAACGAAGCAAAAUUCUUCAUUGUGACUCAACACAUUUCUGAGUUAAGAGCUCCUUGUUCAGGAGCUAUAGACAGAAACAGACAACAAUAGUGCUAUGAUUCUUUAAAACACAUCUUAAGUUGCAUGCAUGCUGUGGAAAGUCUUCAUGGUCCAAAAAUCUUUAAAACACAUGACAAAAAAUAGCUUUCCUGAAUGCUUAUACCCUUUUUAUAUUGUAAGCCACCCCUAUGAUCCUUGGAUGAAGGGUGGUAUUGAUUAUUAAUUAAUUAUAAUAAAACCCAUGUCAGACUCUUAAAAGAUCCAAUGAUGAUGAAACAGCAUUUGCCAGGUACUAAACUCAGACCUUAGCCAUGAAAUCACAAAAAUCUAUUUGUUCUCCUUGAACAACACACAUAAUUUAUCUUAAAUGUAAACAUAGGGUGGUAUGCAACUAAAUAGAUCCACUAGCACAAGGAUUUCUGCUUGCUCCCUCCCCUGCUCCCUCUCCAAAUGCACUCUGGAAAGCUGGGGGACUGGCCAGAACAGAUAUAUUGGGGCAUAGGGAGUAUGCAGGGAUAGAAGAGUUGACAGAAAUUCCUUUGCGCAGCCAAAAGUCCGUGUACUAGCAGAUCUAUUUCACUAGAUGCCUCCUAAGCACCUACUUUUGAGGCUCGCUGGGUUUUGGGAGAUGGAGGGUCUGGAAUGCUUUCUAAUGACAACGUGUCAGCUGGGUGUUGUUCCAGCUGUCCCAUGAUUUCCCAGCUUUCCCCCUCAUCUGCCUCUGAGCUCAACCCCCUUUUGUAAAUCUAUACCAUCUUCCUCCUCCCUGGAAGGGUCAGGAUGGGGAGGCGGUCUCCACCAUUCAUCCUCCUCUGCCCAGUCCCUGACGUCUUGUAGUAAAGCUACUCUGGUCUCCUUUGGGAGGAAGUGCAGGGCAGAAUUUUAAUAAUAUAUUAAAUGAAACAAUGAUACAUAUGAGAAAGUAAGCCUUACAUGUGUGUUAACAUAGGGAUUUGUCUUUCAAGGUGCUUUACUGGAUUUGCUAAAAAAGGACAAAGAAGCUUAUUUUAAAGCCCGUGAAUUGAAUCCAGGUAACUCACAUUUCCUUCCAUCAGUUUUCUUUCCUCAUCUUUACGAGGAAAGUCAUUGCCAUAAACCAGGGGUGGACCAUAUUUUGAGGGCCAAAGAAUGACAUUCUCUUUGGGUAAAAUGGGUGGUGGUGGUGACACACUUUCUCCCUCUGUUACCCCUUCACCACACAGAGGGAGAGCAACAAACCAGGAAACACAGAGAGACAACAAUGGGCACCUUUUUGUUUCUCUCUAACCCAUCUCCUUUCUUUUCCUCCCAUUCUUUCACAUCCCUGUACAGAUACCUAUUCACCCACACUCAUUCCUACAAUUACCUUCUACUGGGAUUUCUGGUGUUCUAUGGACUUGUGCCUUCAGACAAUUUGGAAGCUUCCCACGGAUUAUGAACAACUUGCACUUCUCUCUUCCGUACACACCAGAAAGUCCCUGUUACCAAGCAGUAUAAGCAGAUCUUUGUGAAACUUUAGGCUAAGCACAGGUUAGAGUAGUAGCUUGCAACUGCCUCAACAGUUUGGGUUCAGGAAAGUAUAUCUGUCUUUGAGAUCUCCUCAGGAGUGGUCCUCCCUUUUAAGCAGAGCGAUUUUGGGUGUAAUGAAAAAAAACACCAGAAAAUUGUUAGUUAUUUAUGCUUGCUCCCAAGAAGGGGUGCUUGAGAGAUUUUUGUUCCUCAGGUGCCAAAUUGACUUUGUCAGCUUUGCAUGUCAUUUGUUGUUCUAUCCAAGGGAGAAAUAUAUAUUGGGCUGGUCCUGGAUCUUAUUGACCUAUGCAGAUCUUAGGAAAUGUUAAAGGCAAAGAAUGAAAAGGAGGUCAUCCAUUCCCCACAAAGUUCUGUUGUGUUUAUGAGGUGGAGGGAUAGCAGUUGCUGGACAUCUGAGUGAAAUGACCACUGUAAAAAGCUCAUUUGGAAUAAAUAGAGAGCAGGCCGGCCUUUGUAACCAACUUUCCUGUUGUGUUUCAUUCUCAAGAGUACCAGGCACUUAGUUUUCUUUGCAAGGCUUAUGAGUAUAUUUUGGAGUUGCAACUGUCUAUAUUAGAUGCUUCAGCAGCAGCAGCAACUGGAUUUUUUGACCUUUUAGAGAACCUCCUGAAAGGUAAGUGAUUUCUAAGCAACGUAUUUUCUUCCUUUUGAAAGCAGUAUGGUGCUUUGUGAAUAAAUUGAUGGGCACUAGUUCAGAGUAAGCUGUCUGGAAUUAAUGAAUCUGUUAGAUAUGCCCAUUAACUUUUUAAUUUUCAUUAUUAUUAUUAUUAUUAUUAUCCAUCAAAAUUCAAGUUUGCCAAAAUAUAAUUACAACAAAAAGUGUGGGGAAGAGAAAUGUUAAUGUUAUAACUAAGUAUGCCUUAAAUAAAAACAGAUUGCAAGAAAAGCAACAAUGCUACUUUCCAAACAGAAUAUAUACCAUUACUUAAGAGACUUACAACAUCCCUAAAAGUAUACUUAAACUUGGGUUUCCUGUACUCUGUUGCACCAUUAUGUUAUGAGCAUGCUCUACUUUUCAACAAAUCAAUUAUGAGGCUGCCCUCCUUCUCUUACUCUGAGAAGAGUUAUUAAUAUUAUCAUAUUUAUAUAUUUCCCAAGUUUUGAUCAUCCAUUUUUCCACAGUCCUUCCUUAUAUAUAUAUAUAUAUAUAUUUGCAGAUUUUAAUACAGGUAGCUGUCCAUUGGGAGUAAAUAACCCAUUCUUUUCCCUUUGUUGCUUAGUUUUUCAUCCUGCCUUUAUUCACCAUGCCUCUCUAUUUUCUGUGAAGUCCAUAGUACCAGCAAAAGCUAUAAGGUGCUCAAAGAGAUGCGUCAAUCCUGGACGACAGCAGAUGAAAAGGCAAAAGAGGAAGCAUGUUUGAAACUGUGGGAAGCUUUGCAUGAUGAUUUUGGAGGCAAGUACCAUAGUGCUCAUAUAUUGCCUUCUAACAGUGACUCGCUACAAAGUUAGGGAAUCGGGUUUUGGUAAUAUAAUAUAUGCUGGUGCUCACUUUAUUAUUUGUGUAAGAAUUAUCCUAAUAGCAAACUCAGGUGACAAGUGCUAACACUAUUGCACCCAAACAACAGCCACUUAAAAGAGAGAGAGAGAUACCAGUAUGGAGUUUGCAACAAAUACACAUGUAUACAACAUGCACAUUUGUGUGUGUGUGUGUGUUUGUGCGUGCGCGCACACACACAAACACACACACUUUGUUAAUUUUUAACAAAACUACUAAUUGGGAACUCUCCCCCCAAAGGCCUGAUGAAUACUGAGCAUGUUCAGUAGCUGCAGAAUGUACAGUAACAGUCUGAAAAGAGAAAUGGAAUACAAGGGGAGUGGAAAGGCCUCAUAAAAGAGAAUGGCUGGAACCCAGGAUCACUCUUUUAGGGUUGAGAAUAGACUUCAACAUCCAUACCUGUUGCGUAUGCUUAGAAGUGAACUUCCUACUCCACAUGAAAAGUGUUUCAUUUUUUAAAAUCCCAGAGAAACCCUGAGCCAAUUCAAAGGCUCAGAAAUGUGUCAUUCUGCCAGCCAUGUAUGACCUCUCCUGUCACACAAACUUAUCACUGGCAAUCAAGGAUGGUGGAUGUUUGUAAGCUUUUACAAUGCUUGUCUGACAACCACAAUUUUGGAGCUAGGUGGGGCUGGGGGUGUUAAGCGGGUGUAAUUUGGAUUUUCUCCAAUAAACCACACAGUUUCCUAUUUAGAGGGUCAUGGAUCAGGUUAUUUUUAAGCCAACUAGCAAAUGUUGCAGGGACGGGACAUUGUUCAACUUUUUAGAGAGUGAGCCCCUUUCAGUGAAAUGGAACUUACUUUUGAGUAGGGAUGGAAGAGGAAUUCAGUUCACUUUGCAAUUAAAGUUGAACAUGUCAAAUUCACAGAAAAGUGCAUAUAUUGGUGAAAUUAACAGCCAUAUUGCUUUUCUUCUAACACCCCCACCCCCAAAAAAUGUGUCCAUAGGAAUUUAAGAAGCUUAAGAUAUGUCUUAUCUCCCUGCGGUAUCUUCAAGCAGCUUGUUGAGAUGGUCUAUACAGUGGUACCUCGGGUUAAGAACUUAAUUCAUUGUGGAGGUCUGUUCUUAACCUGAAACUAUUCUUAACCUGAAGCACCACUUUGGCUAAUGGAGCCUCCCACUGCCCCUGCACGAUUUCUGUUCUCAUCUUGAAGCAAAGUUCUUAACCCAAGGUACUAUUUCUGGAUUAGCGGAGUCUGUAACCUGAAGCGCAUGUAACCUGAAGUACCACUGUAGUUCUCAAAUGGUUGUUUUUCUUCCGAAAACAGGAGUUAUAAAAGUGAUAUCUAUCAGCCCUUUUCAAGCCAUUAAAAGUAAGUAAUUGCUUUUUUAUUUGCAUUGCCUUUCUAUUCUCUGUAGCCAGUGCCAUUUAGAGGAUAGACAUAGAGUUAGAUUUGGAUCUUUAAUGCCUGAAUAAAGCCCCAUUUUAGACUCUUUGAGCUGAACCCAAAUGAACAGAAAGAAAACAGCUGCUAGCAGUGUUCCACAAGCACUAGUACAAGCAGUACAAGAGAUUCUGUUUCAUGCUUACAUUGGGCAAGUGCAAAACUCUUCAACAUGUUUUGCUUCAAUUUCAUUUUUCCUCUUAGAAUGCUCUGGCAGAGGGAUGCGGAAUGUGUGACCCUCCCAAUGUUGUUAGAUCCUGCAUCUCAUCAGCUGCACUGCCAGUUAUCAGAAAUAAUGGGAGACACAGUCCAAUGAUAUCUGCAUUUCCCCAUCCCUUCUCUAGAACAAAGCACACAUCUGUGCAUAUGUGAGCAGAAAGUACCUUCUGGAGCUAGCAAGGUUCUGUUAUGUGCCUUUGGGAGAAUCACCGUCUCUCAACUUUGCACCUCUAAGUAGAAUUAAGAAUAUCAGCAUGGGCUUGGUACUGAUGAGCACUGCAAAGGCUCUUAAAAAAUCAGGAACGCUAUCAGUUAGUAGCAAUGGCCAUCUGUACUCUGAAACAUCCCUAUGGAAGUGCCUGAAUCUAUCCAACUGAUAGAUUGGAACUGAACAAUAAGAAAUCCUCAUAAACUUCCACCCCCCCCAAGAAACAUUCCAUGGAUGUAUAAUGUAAAUAAUAUAGUUAAACAUGAAGUUUGUAAGUAGCUUAGAAUUGAAUGUACUCUCUGUUUUAGCAGAUUGUCCCAAUGUGAGCCAUGGGUGGUGAGAGGGCACCAUUGCUCUUUCCACUGAAUUCAAUAAUAAGUACCAUACAGUUUCAAAAUCACAUUUUGUAUUUGUGUUCCUGAACACUCUAAGGUGCUUUGUUAGUUUCUCCAUAAGGGAUAUGCUCUUUAUUCUGUCCCACCAUGCCUCUGGAAUUAAAUUAUUUGCUGCUUUGCAGUGUUGUGUAAUUAUAUUUCUAGCUGCAAACAAUGAUUAAUAGGUCCUUAAUGAAUAAAUUCUUAUUGUCAUCUAGAUUCAGAUUUAAUAAAGCUAGCCUCGGAUCAGGUUGUAUCACCUGAUCCAAGGCUUCAAAGAUUAUUUCCCAAAAUAAUUGAAAGGUGUAUGGUUUAUCCAAUCUUUUGUGCACUAUUUGCUUCAGUGUGAACUGUUCAGUUUUAUUUGUUUAUAUAGUUUUGUUCUGCUUUUGUUUGGUUUUCAGGAAGCCUUAUCGAAUGCUAUUGUAUUGUUAUUUAUUUAUGUGGCAUUCUUAGCUCUGAAUCUCAUUUAAUUUAGACUGGAUCAUGCUCAUCCACAAAACCAAUGUAUGUAUUCUGAAGUGGACUUGGGGAAGCACCGAUAACUUCUUUCACAACGACCGUAAGAUUGUUUCGCAAUCACAUUCAUGAUAGUUUACUUAUAAUUGUAAGUUUUUAUAUUUUACAGCAGAAUCUCGGUUUUUGAAUGUAAACCAUUCCGGAAGACCGUUUGACUUCCAAAACGUUCGAAAACUGAAGCAUGCAUUUCCGGAAGCAAUUACUCAAUAUGGAAAACUCAAUAUGGAAGCCAUGUGGCACGUUCGGCUUCCGAAAAGCGUUCAAAAACUGUAGCAUUUACUUCCGGGUUUUCGGUGUUCGGAAGCCGAAACGUUUGACUUCUGAGACACUCGAAAACCGAGCUACCACUGUACUGCAUGUUUCGGACUGUGACUGCCACAUCAUCAUGCCAUGGGGAUACUGUCGAAUAGGGAUAAGUUUAGAGAUGGGGCAAGGAUUUGGACUAGGGAUGGUCAACUAUUGGUUGACUUUUCAUGGAAAGAAUCAAGUAGUGAUGGCCGUGUCCCUUCCCCCAAAGACAAAUUAUCUCACUCUGUAGAAGGGGAUGGGUCACACCUAUUAGAGGGGCUCAUUGUGAGACAGCUUCCUAUGUUAUGCAUUCCUGCUCCUAAGAGAGUCAGCUAGCAAACAGCAGUUAAAAGUAAAAUACUACUUCCAACUCCUUUCCAAAUAAAACCUUUCAUUUAAAGUAAAAAAGGGGAGACCUGGUAAAGUAAUUCUUGAAUUGGUAGAUUCAGCUAACAAGUCAUAGAGCCAAACCUUCUCUUUUCCACUAGCAUUUUCCAUUAAUGGAGAACUUGGAGGUGCAUGUGGCAGCUUUAGAUAUAUUUCAAAUUAAGAAGGGGAAAAAAUGGAAAUCCUCAGGAACAGUAUGCUUCACCUUGGAACACACUGGAACAGAGUUGUCUUGGGGCUAUUUGACUCAUAUUUGUAUCCCAACUGAUCUUUCUCCAGAGUUUGUGUUGGUUCAAACAUUUACACUGAAGUUUUGUGUGAUGUUAUGUUCUUAGCCGAUGUUAAAGUCCCAGCGCUAAAAGGGAAAGAUGUCGUGUCCCUGAUUGAUGCUGGCCUGGCAAUAAAUACUGCUUACCCGCUUAUUCUCUACCCUGAGAGAAAUGUGAAGCUGAUCCUGUCUUUUGACUUCAGUUCUGGGGACCCUUUUGAGGUAAUUCAUUUUAUGAAAGGGGCAGACAGAUAGGCAUACAAGGCUAAAAUACGUCUUGUCUCCCUUUCUAAUUUUUCAUGGCAACAGGAAUUCAGAUGAUGAAGUGAAACCUUGUAAUGGAUGUGACUAACUUAGGACCAUUAAAUUCAGUGAGACUACUCUGAAUUUAACUUAGUUGGAUACAAAUCUUUGACUCAUUUCCUGACCAAUCAAUUGUUGUCAGAAACCCCCCUCUCUCUGUGAAAUAACUAUGAUACAACCUCUUCUCAAGCAUUAUCCCAGUUUUCCAUAGAUGACACUGCUUGGGAAUAUCCGCUCACCUGGGAUAUUGCAGCAGCAUGGCACGGCCAUGGUGGGUCCAGGAGACUGCCAUAUUCUAGUGGCUGGAGGAGGUGAUGGCUGGCACUGCCCACCUCCAGCUACGUCGGGCACUCAGGUAAAGGUGGGCAGUGCUCUCUUAGCCAACCAAAGGCAGGAGCUUAGGGGUUGCAAGCAGCCUGCCCCCAGCCUAUUUAAGGGGGCAGACAGGUGUUGGCCACCCUCAUGGCUGACUGGGACAGAUCAAGUGGCAAAUAAAGCAUUGGGCUGGAUCCUUAGUCACAGGGGUACCCCGUUAGAGGGGUAUAGGAGGGCUGACUCUGUCUGGGAGACCACUGGGGGACCAAUGGGCCAAUGCACCACGAUAAAUGGCAGCCUGUGUGGGGUCAUAGCAUCCAAUCCAUGUUGUGGGUCACUCCCCAGCACAAGUUUGACCCCAUCAGGUUGCUUUCAGGUAGCAGGCAGGCUGCCUGAUGCAGGAUACAUGCCCAAUGCCUUAGCCAAACCUACUCUUUUCUGUAAUCAGUAAACUUGUGGCCUAAUUCAACCCAAUACCAGUUUCUGGUGCAAUUCUUCUCCCCCCCUUCACCUGCUGCAGCCAUUAUGCUCCUGUGCUGUCAAGUAUCAAUGUAUGUAACACUGAGAAUCCGAUGUUAACAGAGCAUUGGAGGAGGGAGCAAUGUUACAUCACUUCUCAAGUUGCUGAGGUAAUGUUAGAAAAAAAGGAUGUUUAGGAAAGAGACAUAUAGAAGCUUAGUGGCAGAACACCAUUUUUCAUGCAAAAGGCCCCAGGGACAACCCCUUGCAUCUUCUGGUAGAGCUGAGAAAGAUUCCAUGCCUUAAAUCCUAGAUAUUGCCAAGAGGUGAAGGCAAUACUGAGUUAGAUGCGCUGUUGAUCUGACUUGAUAAAAGCCAGCUUCCUAUGUUCCUGUGAGCCCCAAAAGCAACACAGGAAGCAAAGUGGCAGCUAUUUUUCUAAGUGGAUUUGUCAAUGCAUUAAAUAGUUUUCUCUUCCUUUUGGCACAGACCAUCACAAAAGCUGCAGAGUACUGCAAAGUCAAUGGAAUCAAAUUUCCCAAGAUAGAUGAGAAAGAUCAGCAAGAGAAAGACAACCCGUUGGAUUGCUAUAUCUUCAAAGGAGAGGGCCUAACUAUCAUGCAUUUCCCACUAUUCAAUAGAGUCAACUGCCCAGGUAACUUGAGAAUAGGGCUCAUUUGGUGUUUUUUGUUUUGUUUUUAAUGAUCAGAGAUUAAAAUGAUUGAGAAGUAAGAAUCCAGUGGGUCAUUUCCUCCCAACAUUAAAUUGCUCUGGUAGCACAUUCACCUUCAUGUUUAAACUCAUCUUCCAUAUUUCCUUUCUUUCUGAGACAUUUCCCCUUUUCCUGACUGGUGAACAUUGCCUUCCUUAAGGUUCCUUUCUCCAUAUCAGAUAAAUCCUACUGGGGCCUCAUUAAACUUCCCUGCCACAUACAUUCCAACAUUUCACAACUGAAAAUAGGGACAGACCUCAAAGCCCCUAUUCACAAGCCACCCGAUUGCACAUUGUUCUAUGCAGUCUAUUAUAUCCAUAGACUGCCCUUCAUUCAUUUUUCUAAAAAGGACAAUAGAACGUUUCCUCUUUCAGCUAUACUACAAAAACAUAAUUAUUAUAGACUCAUAGAGUAAAAGCAGGCCUUGUAAACCACACUGUCCUGCUGAGUUCAGGAAAUUUAGAGCUUGAACAUCCCAAACAAGUAGCUCUCUAACCUUUUUUGAAAAUCUUUCACAAAGAUGUCCCCAAAAUUUCCCCAAUUAGCUAAGAACUGCGGACCCCAUGUUUUUCAAAUGCCUAGCAAUGGACCCCUACCUUUGAAAAUUUUGGUAUCUCUAUUGUAGUUUUUGUUAUGUGAUUCUCCUAAUGUUUGGACGAAACCUCCCCUUCUGUAACUUAAGCAUAUUAGAUCUACUCUUGCCCUUUGGGUAAUAUAUUAUCAAUAUGAUAUCAAUAAUUUGAAAUCAACAUCACCAACGAUAGUAUGUGAUAUAGGAGGCAUUGUACUACAUGAGACAUUAUAUACUCCAGUGCAUGUCUUUAUAUGCCUGCGUAUAAACCUUAGAUGCAUCUGUGCAACCAAACUCAGAGUUUUAAAAGCUAGAGAUUAAGGGAAUGCAGCGAAUCCUGCAUAAUGCAACUCUUGCAGUGUGCUCAAUGAGCAAUUCAAUGUUUAGCUGUGAUCCUCUUUCUGUAGAAAAGUGCAGGGGGAAGUAAAGUUACAUGCAAUAUUCUCUUUUUUUGCCUUUUUUAUUUUAUUGAUUUAUUUUACUGACACCAACACAGACAACACUCACAAAACAAACAAAAAGAUACUACAACUACAAAUGCAAAGUAGAUGUUACAGACACAUCAGUAAUUCAGUUCUUAUUCAUUUCUAUUAGACUUCUUUCAUCCUCAGCGCAGGUCCGGUUGUAUACUUAGUCAACUGCUUCUUUCACAAUUCCUCUUCUCUAAUUUUUUCUUUAUCUUACAUUCUUACACCAUAAUUUGUUUUGUGGAAAUUAGUCAAGACAAGUCCAGGUAUUACCUAAUUUGAGGGCACUGCUUUUUUAGAUACUCACUAUAUUUUCCAUAUUCUUUCUGAAAUUUUUGUUUGGAUUGAUCUCUAAUUGCUUCUGUCAAUUUAGCCAGUUCUAAAUACUCAAAUAACUUAUCUUGCCACUCUUUUUUUUUGUUGGGAUUGUCUCAUGUUUUCAAUUUUUGGCAACUAGAAUUCUUGCUGCAGCUGCCACAUAUUCUCUUAUUUUCCCUUGCAAUAUCUGACUCUAAUAUUUCCAAUAGAAAGGCUUCUGGUUUUUUUAAAAAAAUGUUUGAAUAUUUUCUCCAGCUCUUCAUAAAUGAUAUCCCCAAAACUUCUAACUGUAUCACAAGUGCACCACAUAGGCAGCAGUGUGCCCUUCGCUUGUUUGCAUCUCCAACACAUUUUCAAUUUUGUUCUAUACAUUUUAGAUAGUUUGUAAGGUGUCAUAAAGCAUCUGUAGAACAUUAAAUAAUUUUCUUUUAUUGCUUCACAUGCCAUGAAUCUCCAGUUCUCCUUCCACAAUUUCCCCCAAGCUGCUAAUUGAAUAGGUUUACCUAUAUCUAUUGCCCAUUUCACCAUCACUUCCUUCACUUGUUCGCCUUUCACCUCCCAUUCUAGUAAGGUUCCAUACAUCCUAGAUAUUACUUUUAUCUUGUUUUGUAUUAUUCCCUCCCCCCCAUAAAUGCAAUAUUCUUAAACUCAUCAGUAAUGGGUUACUUUAUAGUCACCCUCCAAUGUGCCUGUUUUUCAGGUAAAAUUGAUGAAUACGCUUCAACGUUUAAAACCUUCAAGUUGAAGUACUCGGAUGAAGAAAUUGAAAAGCUACUCACUGCAGCGAAGAUGAAUGUAGCAAAUAAUCAUCAAAAGAUUUUGGGUGAGAUCAAGGAUAUUAUGGGUUCUCCUCAAAGGCCUUAAUCAAAUGUUAUAGGCCAUCUAACUUGUGAAGAGCCUCAAAGAGCUGGCUCUCCUCAUGAGAUUUUGUUUGUUUGGAGAACUUAAAAUCACUUUUGGGUAUUGGUUGGGUGCAAAACUGUAAUGUCUGCAUUAAAUAUAAAACAUAUGCUCAGGAAGAAUUCCUUUCCUUUUUGAAUGUGUGUUUCAAGCAUUGUCUGUUUAUACAUAGGUGAUUCUCUGCUUCAAGAAUGUGGAACUUUGACCCUCCAGAUGUUGUUUGGACCGCAACUUCCAGCAUAUCUGAUCAUUGGUCAUGCAAGCUGAGGCUGAUCAGAGUUGGAGUCCAACAACAUCUGGAGGGCCACAGGUUCAUCAUGCCUGGUCUAGAUGGUAUAGUACUAAUAAUGAAAAAUAUAACAAUGGAUAAAAAAUAACAUGUAUAAUACUGUCAACGAAACAAGUUCAUAUUGCAUAUCAUUGUAGAUAUAACACUCUCUGGAUAAUGUGUUAUAUGGAUUAAAUAGAAUGACUAUGGUCCAAAGGAACUCUUUCCCUCCUAUUUUUUGUUUGUUUGUUUAUGAGGUGCUUUUAAUUGUUCUGUAUAUUACACAGCUUUCUACAUGGUGUAGUGCUAAGAGUGAUAAGUAUAAGGCAAGAUUCAGAUUAAGUUACUUCCGUCCCACUGAAGUUGCAGCUAACUUGUACCAUUGAUUUCUAUUGGAGAAGAGCACAUAGGGAGCUGCCUAAUUCUGUAUCAAAUCAUUGGUCCAUUUUUGCUCAGUGUUGGUUAUACUGACUGACACUGGCUGUCCAAGAUUUCAGACCAGGAUCUCUCCCAGCCCUUCCUGGAACUGUCAGAGAUUGAACCUACAGACAACAUGCAUGCUCUUCCACCCCCAAUUAAAUCUAUCAUAAAUAUGUGAUAUACAAGGGAAGUUUUGCAAAGGAAAACAAUCUCACUGGACUACACAGCUUCUCAAGAAAAUAAGCCCUCUCUGAAAGAUGAGACAUCCAGUCAAAGUAUGAAUAAAACAAAGAAACAAAAUAAGAUCACUGUAAUGAAUGUCAUAUGUAGAAUGUAAUUAAUCUAAUAAAGAUAGCACCUAAAUGUUCUUU